Molecule: messenger RNA, 2827 nt
Organism: Serpula lacrymans var. lacrymans S7.9
Lineage: Eukaryota; Fungi; Basidiomycota; Agaricomycetes; Boletales; Serpulaceae
Exons: 14
Coding region: 148-2769 (873 amino acids)
Biological process (GO): proteasome-mediated ubiquitin-dependent protein catabolic process; regulation of protein catabolic process
Cellular component (GO): proteasome storage granule; proteasome complex; proteasome regulatory particle, base subcomplex
Molecular function (GO): enzyme regulator activity
Source: RefSeq, a predicted model, not a curated record
AUUCAAGUUCCCUCAGAGGACCCGAAGAAGAAGAAAGCAGAGGCAGAAGAGAAGGACAAGAAGGAGGGCUCAUCUAAGCUCAAUGGCGAAACCAAAGAGGGAGAGGAACUCUCAGAAGAGGACGCACAGCUCAAGAAUGAAUUAGAGAUGCUGAUUGAACGGCUGAAGGAAUCCAAUACUGAGCUCUAUCGUCCUGCACUUGAAACCCUUCGCACACUGAUAAGAACAUCAACAUCGUCUAUGACCUCCGUACCAAAACCCUUGAAAUUCCUUCGCCCACAUUAUCCCGAUCUCCAAACACUGUAUGAUACUUGGUCCGCGUCUGAGGACAAGAGUCUCUUUGCGGAUAUCCUUUCUGUUCUUGCCAUGACAUAUUCUGAUACGCAACCCCGAGGGACGCUCCGUUAUCGCCUUUUUUCUGCUUCCAUGCGUCCGCCUUCAUCGCCUCUUUCUGAGCCAGGUUCAUGGGGUCAUGAAUAUGUCCGACAUCUUGCAGCUGAGCUUGGUGAGGAGUAUCCGAUCAAAAUGCCUGGGACUAUCGAUGAUUUGAAAGGGCUUGCGGCUCAAUGUGCUAAAUUCUUCCUCGGACAUAACGCUGAACCUGAUGCCGUUGAUCUACUUGAGGAACUGGAGAUGGUUGACCGGAUAGCUGCUUUGGUGGACGAAAACACAUAUGCACGAGUAUGCGCAUAUAUGGUACGCUGCGUGGGUUUACUACCACCCCCGGAUGACGCGGCUUUCUUGCGCACAGCGCAUCAAAUUUAUAUUCAAUUUUCGAAAUUCCCGGAAGCCCUUAGUUUAGCUAUACGGCUGAAUGACCAAGAGCUUAUUCAACAAGAUUAUAAUGCCCCUAGCAAUCCCUUGAUGAAGCGUCAGCUUGCUUUCCUUCUUGCACGUGCGCAGGUCCCACUCGAGUGGCUGAUCCCCGCCGGAGGGGCAGAUGAGGAAGAAGUUCCAAGCGACUUACUAGAAUGUCUAAGUAAUAGCCGACUGAGCACACAUUUCAGGGAGUUCGGUAAGGAGGUUGGUGUUGCAGAUCCCAAGAGUUUAGAAGACGUAUAUAAGAGCCAUUUGGAGAACACUAGAACAGGAGCUGCAGCUAAUGUGGAUUCAGCCCGAGGGAAUCUUGCAGGGACCUUUGUGAAUGCCUUCGUGAACGCUGGCUUUGGGAAUGACAAACUUAUGGUGGAGGCUGAAGAAGGGAACAGCUGGAUAUACAAAAACAAGGAGCAUGGCAUGUUGAGCGCUGCCGCUAGUCUUGGUCUUAGUCUUUUGUGGGAUACUGAUGUCGGUCUGAGCCACGUUGACAAAUAUACAUAUUCCUCAGAAGAGUACAUCAAAGCUGGAGCUCUUCUCGCAACUGGUCUUCUCAAUACAAACGUUCUCACUGAAGCAGAUGCUGCUCUGGCGCUUCUUAGUGAAUAUGUCGAUAACAAAUCCGUUCCUCUAAGGACGAGUGCUAUCAUGGGUCUUGGUCUUGCCUAUGCAGGAUCUCAUCGCGAGGACCUUAUAUACGUACUUCUUCCAGCUGUAGCUGACGAGUCAUUGUCGAUGGAAGUCGCAUCCCUGAGUGCGCUCGCCCUCGGUUUUGUCUUUGUUGGCAGCGCAAAUGGCGAGAUCUCGAGUACCAUACUGCAAACGUUAAUGGAGAGGGAUGACAAAGCUCUAUCAGAGAAAUGGGGUAGAUUUAUGGUGCUGGGUUUAGCGUUUUUGUUCAUUGGCCGAACAGAAGCUUCUGAUGCAACGAUGGAGACUUUGAAGGUAAUCGAGCAUCCAAUUGCAAAACAGGCACAGGUCAUCGUGGAGGCUUGUUCGUGUGCUGGGACUGGGGAUGUCCUGAAAGUGCAAGCGAUGCUACACUAUUGCGGUGAGCAUCUCGACGCCUCGAAGGAAAAGGAUGCCGAGGACAAGGAUGAAAAUAAAGAUGAGAACAAAGAUGAGAAGAAGGAAGAACCGAAAGACGAUACAUUCCAAGCAUUCGCCGUUCUCGGUAUAUCACUGAUUGCUAUGGGAGAAGACAUUGGUUCGGAUAUGUCAUCGAGACAGCUAAAUCAUCUCAUGCACUACGGCGACCCCAUUAUCCGUAAAACAGUGCCCCUAGCUUUGGGUCUUGUUAGUGCCUCGAACCCCCAACUUCCCAUCUUGGACACACUCUCGAAAUACAGCCACGACAACGAUCUCCAGGUUGCUCUCAAUGCCAUAUUUGCCAUGGGCCUUGUAGGUGCAGGCACGAACAAUGCUCGUCUUGCCCAGAUGCUACGACAACUGGCUGGGUACUACUACAAAGAGCCAGAUUGUCUGUUCAUGGUACGGAUCGCUCAAGGACUGGUGCACAUGGGGAAAGGCACGAUUGGAAUCAACCCUUUCUUCUCUGACAGAAGUAUCAUGAGUCGGACGGCCGUUGCUGGGUUGUUAGCUACACUGACUGCAUUUACUGAUGCCAAAGCCUUUGUGCUCGACAAAUACCACUGGAUGUUGUACUUCCUUGUCACUGCCAUGUACCCACGAUUCCUUAUAACCCUUGACGAGAAUCUAAACAACGCUCCUGUCACUGUUCGUGUUGGUCAGGCUGUCGACGUCGUUGGUCAAGCUGGUAAGCCACGGACAAUAUCAGGCUUCCAGACCCACCAAACACCGGUGCGCCUGGGUACGACUGAACGAGCGGAGCUUGCGACGGAAGAGUUCAUACCAUUCGGUCAUGUACUCGAGGGCUUCGUGAUCUUACAGAAAAACCCAGGAUGGGAAAAAGAAGAUACGAUGCAAGCGUAGAUCGUUACUUGUUUUGACUAGAUGGACUGAAAUGCAACAUGACUUUUUUUCACGAUUU